AUGUUGUUGUUAUUAAACCGGACUUUCUUGACGUUGAAAAGUUUGCGAAAAGUGUCACCCACGUGCUGGCAUCAUACCUUGACAAAUGACCUAAUUAAUAACAUGGACAAGAAAGCAACAUGGGACAGAUUUUACAUAGAAAACAGCAGAAAAGGAACGUUCAAGAACUUUGAGUGGUUCUUUGGUUUUCAUUCAGUUAAAGAUUCCAUCCUGCCUCUGCUGCAAUCCAUGUCUGACAGUCCUGCACCAUUACAUGUUCUGGACAUUGGCUGUGGAACUUCAGCAUUGGGGCCUGGUAUCUAUGGACACUCCAAAUGUGCAGUGAAGGUCACAUGUGCUGAUAUCUCCCCAGUGGCAGUGCGGUUAAUGCAGGAACAUGCUGAAAGUACACCGGUGCAACCCUGCAAUCCAGGCUCCACCCUUGUAUUUAGAGAAAUGGACUGCGCAGAGCUGGAUGGACACUUUGAGCCCAGGAGCCUGGCCUUGAUAGUAGACAAAGGUACAACAGAUGCACUGGUGAGGUCCAAGGAAGGGCAAGCAAACGUACGUCAGUGUCUCACUGUGCUGACCAGCUCAGGGAGCCUGCUGCAGUUUUCAGAUGAAGAUCCUGAUGCCAGGCUGCUUUGGCUAGAGAAAGAGACUCAAGGCUCAGAGGUGGCAGCUGAUAUAUCAGUACAUGAAGUUGGAGAAUUAAGAGGGAUUACUUACUUCUGUUAUUCGAUAACUCCUUAUACAGCACAACAUUGACAACUUGAACGUUAUUCUAUUUUAUGUGACACUCAUUUUGCCUUCUGUAAUUAAAUUUUGCACAAAAUA
Tachysurus fulvidraco (yellow catfish) is the source of this 816-nucleotide messenger RNA. RefSeq names its product citrate synthase lysine methyltransferase (gene cskmt). The record is from RefSeq and is a predicted model, not a curated record. Lineage: Eukaryota; Metazoa; Chordata; Actinopteri; Siluriformes; Bagridae.